UGUAUAUAGAAAAAGCAUAAAAAACUGCUAAACCAAAAAAAAAUGCAAUCCGUAAAAAUGAAGCAGAGUAUAAUUCUUCAGGUGUUCGACAGCUGGUAAACGCGUUUUCGACAACAAAAUCAACUGAACCACGUACUAGUGUGUAUGAACGUUAAAUAUUUUGUGUAGACAACGCUCGCUAAUUCGACUAAAGACGCUUCAUUUAGAAAUUCUCGCGCCAAAUUCGAAAUUAAUGCAUUUACUUAAGCAAACCAUCCAAAACUGAGCUCAAGCUGUUAAAGUGCAGCGACACAAAAAAAUUGGUACAAAGGGAUUAAACGGAGUGCAAAAAGCAGCAACAAGAAACAAACAAAAAAAAAAUUGUACUAAAAUGCAUUAAAACCCUUAAAAGAGCCAUAUUUCACUUUCAACCAAAUUUCAAACGUCCAAUCAAUACUCAAAAAAAAAAAACAUCAAAAAUUGGUUCUGUGUGCGCGAACUCAUAUCACCCGGCGACCGCAAACAUGGCCGAUUCGCCGAAAGAAUCCAUGCGACAGCCAACAAACCGCGAUUCACAAACGCGUCGCGAUAAACCACAAACGCUUAGUGGCAUCGAGGCCACCAAAGCGCUAAAUCUGCAAGCAACUGCAUCCGCCGCGGCAGACAAAAAUUUGACGGAAGCGCUAAGUGACACACAGCAAGCGGAAUUGGCAGCGAAUUUGGCGCGUAAUCGGGCGCGUUCGCGUACAGUCGGUAGUCGCGGCAUCGGUGAGUGUAGUAGCGGAAGUGGUGGUGGAGGUGUUGGUGUCGGUGUCGGUGUCGUUGGAACGAUGGAUGCGCGUGACGUGCGCAAGCAUUCAUGCGACGGUGUGGUAAGCAUUGGCAUUGGUGGUGGCAGCCACAGUGGCAGCGGUAACAACAGCAUUGUCGAUGGUGCAGCGGGCGCUAAAUUUGGCAGUGGCAGCGGCAUAGACGAAUUUGCUGGAAGUGAUAGUACGCGGCGACGUGAAAGUCUCAACUAUGAAGAUACGAGCCCAUGUAGCCACAGCUUCAAUAAGGCAAUUUUUGGACGCAAUGCACACAGCCGGACUGGCGUUGGUGGUGGCAUGACAAGGAAGUGUGUACUCACACUGGACGGGUACUCGUAUGUUAUAGUCGCCAGCACACCUGAGAGUAUACCAAAACGUGAACGUGACGAUCCACCCACCGGCGGCAGUAGUGGUACAGUUGGUGGUGGUGGCGCAACACCGAUUGGCUCAACAAGUGGCAGCCUAACAAGCGAUAGACGCUCAAAAUCAGAUAGUCCUACUGGCAGUAGUAGUGCGGCAUUAAUAGGCAGUGGUUUAGGUACAUUCACGAGUGAGGAAAUAAGCAACACAACAACAACUACAACAGCGCAUACAACAAAUAGCGGCACAGUUGAGAGCGUGACGAUCAAUGGUCAAAUUGGAAGGCACGGCUCACUCACCAUUGUACGACGUUCAAAUAGCCGCAAAAGCUUUGUACAACUGGACGCACAACAACAAAAUAUUCUCACAUCGCCAUCAACAGCCGCAACAACUCCUGUAGGUGGCCCUCCACAUCCCCAGCAACAAACACAACAACCAUUUACCGGCAUAACCGCCGAUUUAGCUGCCCAAUUACUUUGCAGCAGCGACAAAAGGGGUCAACAGGGAACAGCAUCAAGCAGUGACAAUCGCUCCAAAGAUAACAGCAAAAAUAGCAAUACUUGCGAUAGCCGUUUUGAAGUUGAAUCGAACGUUUCGGUUUCACCGAACGUAACAACCACCGGCAUCGCAAGCCAACAACAAUUAAGGCACAAUUUAGCAGCUGUUCGAGGAGUAGGUACACCUAGCACCGCUACUGUUGGCUUCAGUAGUAGUAAUAACGCCACCGCCGCCAUCAACAACAACAAUUCCGACAACAACGCCAGCAAUAAGUACAGUAGUAUCGCCGCCAAUACCGCCAAUAGCUGUAUAACCACCAGCAUCGUCACCAACAAAAUGCAAUCAUCACCACCGAGUUCACCAAAUACGGGCGAUAUUCGUACGACCAUGCGCGACAAUGGAGAAGAUGAACGCGCGUCGGAGGUUACAGCAGCAACGGUCGUUGCGGAUACGUCAGCAGCGAGCCUGGAUUUGGCAACUGAAAAUUUACCAGCUGUCGAUACACCGGACGCUUGCGAUAAGGCAGCCGUAAGAUUGCGCUGCUUAUUGCAUUUAAUAAAUACCGGCGAAAUUUCAAAUGAUAUUUUGCAACGCAACCUUCAUUAUGCGGCACGCGUGCUCGAAGCUGUCUUUCUCGACGAGUCCAACAGUCAGCAGACACGCGAACCAAAUGAUUCGCAUCAAGGUUGCAAUGGUAAUUGCAGAAAUGUCAGUUGUAGCCAGCGUAGCCACGACGAGCAGCAUCAAGAGCAACAAGAAUACAGUUGCGGCAGCGGUGGUGACACUGGCGAUGGCGAUGGUGGUGGUGGUGGUAGUGGUAGUAAACAUAGCAAUCAGGAUAAUAACAAUUUGUGCAACAGUUGUAACCAACAACAACAAAACAAUGCGUCUGACAAUCAAACGAGCAUCGAUAGUCGCACCAAGGGAGUAACACUGGCACCCCAAACGCACAGUGGGCCCACAGGACCGCCGGACACGAUUAUGGAAGCAGAUCCGGAAACUGAAGCAGCUGCGGAAGCGGAUAACGAUAACGUGACGACAGCAACAAGCGAUGCGAAAACCGGUGCGCAAGCAGAGCAAGGGCACACAAAUGCCAGCGAGGCAGAGGCGGCGGCGACGGCGGGGGCGGGGGCAUCAAAAGUUAGCUUUGCUGAUGGUAAAAGCGAGAAACAAUGCAGUGGUGGUGGUCAUCGUGGUGGUGAUGGUCAGAGUGUCGGCAGCAGUAGUAGUAAUAAAGCAACCAUGCAGAGGCAAAGGCGCCUGCGCACACCGGUCUGGGCGAGGUCCAUGUCGUCGACGACAAAUAAAACACGCCUCGCCGACGAAGAUGACGAAUUAUCCGAGGUGCAACCAGAUGCUGUACCGCCUGAGGUGCGUGAGUGGUUGGCCUCCACGUUUACGCGGCAAUCAGCGACUACACGCAGACGAAACGAUGAGAAGCCGAAAUUUCGUACUGUUGCCCAUGCAAUACGCGCUGGUAUAUUUGUGGAUCGAAUAUAUCGUAGCGUCUCGCGUACGGCGCUCAUGCAAUUUCCGCCUGAAGUUGUCCAAAUACUUAAGAAUUUGGAUGACUGGUCAUUUGAUGUGUUCGCCCUAGCGGAAGCAGCUGGCGGCCAACCAAUCAAAUACCUCAGCUACGAUUUGCUCAAUCGCUAUGGCAUCAUACAUAAAUUCAAGAUAGCACCUGCCACAUUGGAAAUAUUUUUGAAUCGCGUCGAAGAGGGCUACUGCCGCUAUCGCAAUCCAUAUCACAACAACAUUCAUGCGGCCGAUGUAACCCAAACGACGCACUAUAUACUCUGCCAAACGGGUCUCAUGAAUUGGCUGACUGACUUGGAGAUAUUCGCCACUUUGCUUGCCGCGCUCAUACAUGAUUUCGAACAUACCGGCACCACGAACAACUUCCACGUAAUGUCCGGUUCGGAAAAGGCACUACUCUAUAAUGAUCGUGCCGUUUUGGAGAAUCAUCAUGUGAGCGCCGCUUUUCGUUUGCUCAAAGAGGACGAUUGCAAUAUACUGAACAAUUUAUCACGCGAAGAGUUUCGGGAAUUUCGUACACUCAUCAUUGACAUGGUGCUGGCCACCGAUAUGUCCUUCCAUUUUCAACAACUUAAGAAUAUGCGCAAUCUGCUGACGCUCAACGAAGCGUCGGUGGAUAAGUCCAAAGCGAUGGCAUUGGUACUACAUUGUUGUGAUAUUUCGCAUCCGGCAAAACGUUGGAAUCUCCACCAUCGCUGGACGAUGUUGUUGUUCGAAGAAUUCUUUCGACAGGGUGACCUGGAGCGCGAACUUGGCCUGCCGUUUAGCCCGAUGUGUGAUCGUAACAAUAUACUAUUUCCAGAGUCACAGAUCGGUUUUAUUGAUUUCAUUGUGGAUCCCAGUCUAUCGGUUAUGUCCGAUAUGCUGGAAUAUGUGUUGACACCGUUAGCGCCAAUGUGCAAGACAACAAAUGCGAGUAUAGAUGCUGGCGAUGUGCCGGUUGAUGGUGCGUCGGCAAGCGCACGCAGUCGGUUAAGCUCAAGCAUCGACGAAGGCGGCACAUCAACGGCUGCACAACAGGAGGAGGGUAGCGGAAAGCCUGCUAGUGGAAAAGUGACGCCAAAGUUUAGCAUACGAAAACCAUGGCUCACUUGUCUCAAUGAUAAUAAAAAAAUCUGGAAAGAGCAGUCGCUUAAGGAGGAAGCCGCUCGCAAUGAAAAAGCCGCUCAGAAAAAGGAUGGUGAUGAAGAGGAAUAAAUUCUGUAUAAGUGCAUAGUUGAAUAUAUAAGAGCAACACCAUAAUUUGGAACUGAAUAGAGACUUACAUGUGUAAUAAGUAUGUAUGUCUAUUUAGCGAAAGUAGGAACAACAAAGAGAUAUAUUUAAAAACACACACACACACUUACACACAAACACAUUUAUUAAAUAUACAUACAUAUUUUACUUUAAUGGUUGAAAUUAUUAGUUUUAAAAGCUUAUAUCGAAAUCUUUUGAGAUUGUAAACAGCAAUUCGAGCGAUUGCUGUGCCGCAAGAAAAAAAAUAUUACAAAUAAAUAAAUAAACUAGUUUUUUAAUUAACUUCGGUAAGCCAAUAAAGCAUAAAUAUGUUAAUAACUAUAAUUAUUAUUAAAAAUUCAACUGAAAUUAAUUAUAACUCAGCAUUUCUAUGUAUGUAGCGCAAACCGGCUAAAUAUUGACAAUUACUUAAGCAAAUAAAUAAAUAUUAUUAAAAAAAAAAAAACAGCAAACAAUAUUAAUAGAGGGACAUGAAUUAUGAAGAAA
Rhagoletis zephyria (snowberry fruit fly) is the source of this 4907-nucleotide messenger RNA. Its product is annotated as calcium/calmodulin-dependent 3',5'-cyclic nucleotide phosphodiesterase 1C-like. Gene Ontology annotation, molecular function: 3',5'-cyclic-nucleotide phosphodiesterase activity. Gene Ontology annotation, biological process: signal transduction. Lineage: Eukaryota; Metazoa; Arthropoda; Insecta; Diptera; Tephritidae. The record is from RefSeq and is a predicted model, not a curated record.